Molecule: messenger RNA, 3082 nt
Organism: Acipenser ruthenus (sterlet)
Lineage: Eukaryota; Metazoa; Chordata; Actinopteri; Acipenseriformes; Acipenseridae
Product: peptidyl-prolyl cis-trans isomerase FKBP9-like
Exons: 10
Coding region: 252-1955 (567 amino acids)
Molecular function (GO): peptidyl-prolyl cis-trans isomerase activity; calcium ion binding
Source: RefSeq, a predicted model, not a curated record
GUUUUUCCCAGCCGAUUGAGGGCCAGGGCUACACGUUUACACAUUUGAAAAAGAGGAUCGGCUUGCGAAUCAAGACACACACUCAAAGCAAGUCGAGCCAAACAGGCAGUCAGAAACUGGACGACAAGAGUAGCGGAGGAACAGAGCAGGGAAAGUGCGGGUCCAUUAAAGAAAUAAUAAUAAUAAUAAUACAAAUAAAAACUGAAGAGAGAACGGUUUUUACAACACAACUACAUAUUAGUAACUGGAAAAUGAUCUGCAGGUUGUAUUUAAGGAUUUUCCUCCAGGCACUUUUGAUAACUUUCGUAGCAUGUAAUGCUCCCCCGGUGCCUUUAGAUGAUAUAGUUAUUGAAAAGACAUCAGUCCCAGAGACAUGUGUUAGGGCUGUACAAUCCGGCGAUUUCGUUAGAUACCACUAUCACGGCACUUUUCCCGAUGGCAAAAAGUUUGAUUCCAGCUAUGACAAAGGUUCAACUUAUAAUGUGUACGUGGGAAAGAGGCAGCUCAUUGAGGGAAUGGACAAGGCCCUGGUCGGCAUGUGUGUGAACGAGAGGCGGCUGGUCAAAAUCCCCCCCAAGAUGGCCUAUGGCAAGGAUGGAUAUGGAGACACCAUCCCUCCCAAUUCUAUUCUCCACUUCGACGUGCUGCUGCUGGACAUCUGGAACCCGGAAGAUAAAGUUCAGAUAAAAACAUACUACAAGCCAGAGAACUGUGGCCGUACCAUUGAGGUCUCCGACUUUGUGCGCUACCAUUACAACGGCACCUUGCUGGAUGGGACCCUGUUUGACUCCAGCCACAAUCGCCUGCGCACCUACGACACCUAUGUGGGAAUCGGCUGGCUCAUUGCUGGCAUGGACCAGGGGUUGCUGGGAAUGUGCGUGGGAGAGAAACGCAUCAUCACCAUGCCACCUUCCCUGGGUUACGGAGAGAACGGAGACGGCAGUGACAUUCCUGGCCAGGCUUCUCUGGUGUUUGACGUUGUUUUGCUGGAUCUCCACAACCCCAAAGACAGCAUCACUGUAGAGAAGCUGGGCGUCCCUGAAACCUGCCAGAGGCAGAGCAAAGUCGGGGACUUCAUCAGAUACCACUACAACGGAACUCUUAUGGAUGGAACUUUCUUUGACUCAAGCUAUUCUCGGAAGCGCACCUACGACACGUACAUCGGUAAGGGAUAUGUCAUUGCUGGGAUGGACGAGGGCUUGCUAGGUGUGUGUGUCGGAGAAAAGCGGAGGAUCACCAUCCCGCCUCACCUGGCAUACGGCGAAGAGGGCACAGGCACCAAGAUUCCAGGCUCUGCCGUACUGAUCUUUGAUAUCGACGUAAUCGAUUUCCACAACCCCUCCGACACCGUGGAGAUCACAACCUUCUUCAAACCCAGCAAGUGCGACAUCCUCAGCAAGAAGGGAGACUUUGUGAAAUACCACUACAACGCCACUCUGAUGGAUGGGACUCUCAUAGACUCCACGCACAGCUAUGGAAAAACAUACAACGUAGUGCUGGGCUCUGGGCAGGUUGUCCUGGGAAUGGAUAUGGGUCUGAAGGACAUGUGCAUUGGGGAGAAGCGCACUGUUGUCAUCCCACCUCACCUGGGCUACGGAGAGAGGGGAGUUGAAGGGGAGGUUCCAGGCAGUGCUGUGCUGGUGUUUGAUAUUGAGAUGAUUGAUUUGGAGGAGGGACUCCCCGACGGCUACAUGUUUAUCUGGAACAGUGACGUCACCCCAGAUCUCUUCACCGAAAUGGACAAGAACCUGGAUGGACAUGUUGAUCCCGUCGAGUUUUCCAAUUACAUCAACCAUCAGGUGGUGACUGGGAAAGGCAAGCUGGCUCCAGGCUUUGAUGCCGGCAAGAUCAUCGACAACAUGUUCUCCAAUCAGGACCGCAACAGCGAUGGGAAGAUCACGGCCGACGAGUUCAAACUGAAGGAUGAGGAGACCAAGGAGCAUGAUGAACUAUAAGCACAAGAGAUUAUAGGGAGGGGAUAGGAGGGCAGGCAGGGGCUGUAUCUGUAUUUUCAAUACAUUUUUAUACAGCAAGUAAAGAGUUAAGGGGGGUGUUAUGAAAAGGGUAAAAACUUGGUCAACAAAAUUUCCAUUUGUUCAUCUGUUAUGAGAUGAAGUAACAUUUUUAUCAGUGUCUACUGACCAUUUGGAACUUGUCUAUGCAAACUGCUUUAUUUAAUGUAUGCAAACUGCUUUAUUUAAUGAGUGGACUUAACUAGACAUGAAUGGAAAUAAAGAAAUUAGCCACAGUGUAUAGGUAACAAGCUCAUGUAUGUCUUAUUAACUCAUAGUAAAACCAGGAAUAGAUCAAACUGUUCUGCAAUGGGAGUCUUAUUUACAUCCCUGUAGGAAAAAGUGGUGUUUUGCUGAACAAUUGCUUGGAACUUCUAGUGGAUGCAACGAUAAACGGCUGCAGAAAUAAAUCUAAAUUGUUUCAAUGUGGAGUUUGCCCCUCUAGUCCUUUUGAAGGGAUGGCAGGGAGGUCUUUAUAGAUAGGAGCUACCGUUUGUGUUUUUUUCCAGCUAUUUCAAAAAAGCCAAGAGAACCAAGUACCUAACCCUGGUUCUUAUUUUCAAGUUCAUUUUCAAACUUUUUUAUUCAAUUUUGGACAUACCUUUCUGUGGCUUUAGUAGUGUGUGUUGUGGAUGUAGAAAGAUACAGAGUGACUUAUGUGAUUUUUUUAAAGCACUGCACAUAUCAUAGUGAAGAAGAUGCUUAGGGUAUCUUGUAAGACUUUGUGUUUGAAUUGCAGUUGACUGAUGCAGUGAGAUUUAAAAAGGUACUGUUUUUGUUCGCUUUUGAUAUCCGUUUUAAUUCAUUGGCAAAAUUAACUUUAAAGUGGUCUAAAAGUCCUCACUGGCUGAUGUAUUUUUUUAAGUGACAGAUACUUUAGAUAAUGAUGUUUUGUGUGUAUAAAGUCUUUCAAAGCUCUGUAAUUCUGAACAGUAUUACUUUUAUGUAUUGGUCUUAGGAGGGGUUUAAAUGUGUUUUUUUUUUUUUUGUUGCUGUUUUUUUUGUAUUGGUUUCGACUUGUUUAACAAACUUGCCAUGUUUCUUAAAAAAAUAAAAUAAAAUCAACUGUG